AUGGAAACUCCAGUCAGUUAUAAAAUGGAUUCGUCAGAUGAAGGUUCGUCUCUUUCAGUAAACCAAACAGACACACCAACUUGUGUUCAUAAACACGAACCUACUGCUGAAGAAAAAAAGCUUACGAGACUUCUAAUUGAACGUGUUCUCCCUCCAUUUUCAAAAUCACUAAAACUACAAGCUCUUGUGGUUUAUCAAGCUGACCAAGAAAAGAUGAAAUGUUUACUUGUUAACCAAACUUAUGAGAAAACAAAUGAUCAUUCUUUCGAAAACGACAGUCCUAAUCAAGAUUUAUCAGAUUCAGGAAUAAUGGAUACAUCUACAGAGUCGAUUUCACCGAUUAAAACACAAGCUGAUGACGUUAUAAAGAAGUACGGCUUUUCGAUCUCACGACGUAAACGGAAGCUAAGUCGACCAUGUAAAAUACCUCAAAGUUCUGUUGUUUCUGAUCCUACUGAACCUUUACCUGCUACAACUGCUUCAUCAACAACUUCCGUUCCAGCUCAACCAAUCUCAAAAGCAGUCACUGAAAUUGUAACGCCGAUGAAAAGUGGGCCAACAAAUGGUUUAUUUUUACCUGUCUCAGCAGUUACACUUCUUCCUCACGUGAGUGUUUUCUCCCUACCUGUAACAGUACUAUCAACUGUCCAUCGUCCUAUUUUACCUCGAAUUUGCACUGAUAAACAGCCUAUUCCCCGUCCUGUUAAUAGUUGUAAUUUACAGACAGUUAUUUCUCCUCAAUCAAAACAUACAACGUCAUCUAAUUCACUUUCUAAGAAUUCCACCAGAGAAUCCGUAAACUCAACAGACGAUUCAAGUAUCCAUAAUCGUCGAUAUGCUAAGUCAUUUAUAUGUAAUCAAUGUCGAAAACCAUUUACAUCAUUGACUUUACUAUGUGAACAUACCUUCGCAGUGCAUAAAGCAUUUAAGUGUACUAUAUGCGGUGCACAAUUUACUCAACGAUCCAAUCUUCAACGUCAUUCUCUUCGUCAUGUUGGUUUCAAACCUUUUGUAUGUAAAAUAUGCGAUAAAUCUUAUUAUCGUAAAGAUCAUCUUGUUCGACAUAUUGAACUAACACAUCCUGGUUGUGAUCCACGUACAAAUCUUACUGUGAAACUAAGUUCAGCUGAAUGUUUAGAUUAUUUAGAUCAAAUCAAUAAACACGACAAUACAAAUGGUGAGCAGAUACAAAUAUCAUGUCAAAACACCACUAAUAAUAAUAAUAAUACUCCUGAAAUUGCUAUCAAACAAGAUGAAAGUGAUUCUCAAGAGAAAUUAUGCAUUCUGGUUUCUCAACAACAAGAACAAUCUAGCAUUUGCUCACAAUCACAUCAAAUAUGCACUAGUAUAAAUUCCUAA
Messenger RNA from Schistosoma guineensis, 1359 nucleotides. NCBI's taxonomy places the organism in Eukaryota, Metazoa, Platyhelminthes, Trematoda, Strigeidida, Schistosomatidae. The record is from the annotation of a GenBank genome assembly.